Mytilus californianus (California mussel) is the source of this 15171-nucleotide messenger RNA. Its product is annotated as E3 ubiquitin-protein ligase MYCBP2-like. The coding region runs from base 115 to 14469 and encodes 4784 amino acids. The record is from RefSeq and is a predicted model, not a curated record. Gene Ontology annotation, molecular function: zinc ion binding. Gene Ontology annotation, cellular component: nucleus. The transcript is spliced from 89 exons. NCBI's taxonomy places the organism in Eukaryota, Metazoa, Mollusca, Bivalvia, Mytilida, Mytilidae.
AAAAAAUAGAAAAUGGAAAAUGGAAGAAAAUCGAAAGUUGAAUUUGAAAAUUUCUUCGCAUUACAUCCAGUACUUAAUCUCUGAACUCUUCAGUUGUAGAGAAGCACAGUUGAAAUGAGUGCGAAGGUGCUCCCUUCGUCCAGGAGUGAAUUGGACAUUUACUUGAAGGGAAAUGAAUUAAGGACGAAAUUUCAUGACUUGUUUGAUGCUUAUCACAUUUCACAGGCUGAUAAUAAAAAGAAACAAGAAAAGAAAAAGGCAAAGAAGAGAUCAAAAUCAAAAUCUAAAGAUAAAAAAUCUAAGAGAGACAAAAGCCCAGAAACCUCUGAAUCAGCACCACCUACCUUAGAGAUAUGUGGCAAUCCUUCAAUGUUUACAGUUUACUCAACUGUGAGACAGUCCAUAUUGGAACAAUGUAUGAAAGAGGCUACACAGAUCUACCACCAGAGUCAGUCCUUACCAUCAGAUUCAGAAACAGAUGAAGAACGGGAGGAGAAAAGUAGAGAAGGACCAAUCAAACUUCCAAAGAUUGUUGGUCUUGGUUUAACCGGUGUAUUUGAGCUUGUUAAAGACACAAGACAUAAGUAUCCAGAGCUGUGUGUAAGAGCUCUAACUGCUUUGCUAGAUAUGUUACAGGGACAACAGCCUGAGAGUAUGAAGUCUGAACCAGCUGAUGUAAUAGAACACUUCUUCAGUCUUUUGAUGGAAAUAUCUACUGAGCCAGGACCAGACAAAGACUUGUCAGCUUUAGCAUGUUCUUCUCUGCUUAGUUUGGUCGUGGCCCUUGGAGACACAGGAAAACUUCUGACAGCUGUAAUGGCAAUGUUAAUGGCCAAUGGAUCAUUGUCAUCACAAGAAAUUAUGGUACCAGGCAUAUUGACAGGACUACAGAAGAGUGUGCAGGCUGUUUUACUAGGAAAAUCUAUACUACCUGAUUGGUUACACCAGGGGAUCAAAGUGGGGGCAGAAAUAAAUAGAUUUAUUGUAGAAGAUCUUCCAGAAAUAUCAGCAGAUUCUACACAGAACUGUGCGAUAGCCAGUGAUGGAGCCUACUUAUACCUACUAAACAAAGAAGGGAUAUUUAAAGUAGGCUCUGGUUAUAAAGGAACAAUUAAGAGUCAUGUUUACCUAUACAGUAAAAAUUUUCCAAACAGUGCUAAUUCAUGGUUGACAUGUGCAGGUGAUCAGCUGUUUUGUAGAACAGAUGACAACACACAUCCUUGUCUUGCUGUUGUUGACAGUAAAACAUUUGAACUAAAAGAUUCAUUUCACCUGGACGGUAAAGGUCAUGGUCCUUGUGCCUUGUUCAGUGAUGGAGAUUACAUAGGUCAGAUAGCUUCAGCCAAAGAUGAUAGUUUUGUAGUCAGAUUAUAUAAUCCAUCAGUUUCUCCCAUGUCAGUUGUUAGCGAGUUACCACUAAAAUUGACCAGGAAGUGUAUGGAUGUGUUUGGAUCAGCUCAAUAUGAUCCUGAAACAGAGAAAAGAUCUAUCAAUACAGGUUUUGAUGAAGAUUCAGUAUUUAUUGUAUCAGGAAAAGAAUUUGCCUUGGUCAGAACUUCUGGAAACAAGGUACUAUACACAGGAAGAUCUCAAGCUUUGGGAAUCAAGCAAGGAGGACCGUCUCAAGGGAAAUGGGGGGAGCUUCCUAUUACCAAGUCACCAAAGAUUAUACAGAUUUCUACAGGCCAUGAGGGUCAACAUGCAUUAUUAGUGUCAGAAGAUGGCAGUUUGUUCUUUGUUGGUACUCCUAAAAGAGGCGAAGAUGGUGAUGCUAGCUCUUCUAAGGCUCGGAGACAACCAAAAGCUGUGAAGCCAAAGAAGAUUAUCCGUAUGGAAACUAUGUCAAAGCAUGUGGUAUAUACAGCAUGUAAUAAUGGGAGUAGUGGUAUAUUGACUAAAGAAGGAGAAGUCUAUAUUUUUGGAAAAGAUACAACACAUUGUGAUCAUGCUACAGGCCAAGUAACCGAUCUGAAAGACACAGUAGCUACACAAAUAGCUUUAGGGAAGGCCCAUGCAGUAGUGCUGACAGAUAGAGGACAGGUUUAUACAUUUGGUAUCAACAAUAAAGGCCAAUGUGGUAGAGACUUCUUACCUGGAGGAGUUAAAGAAGCUAAUAAUGUAACCAUGGCAGAGGAGGAAGAGGAAACAGAGGUAGAAGAUGGUAUUUGUCCUGAUGGUAAACAUAAAUGGAAGCGGGACCAAUGCAUGGUGUGUACAGUAUGCGGAGAGUGUACUGGUUACAGUCUGAACUGCUGCAACAGUGGAGAUAAGGAGAGACAGUCUGCAAUGCUUUGUGGGUGUGGUGCAGGUGAAUCAGGAUGUUCAGAAUGUGGUAUCUGUAGAACAUGUGCUGGGGAACAGGUGUUAGAAAUGGAGGAUCAUGGGAAACAGCUAGAAUUGUUGGCUCGUCAUAAAGAUUAUCUUCCAUUUGAUGUAGAACAGUUACUGGGUGGAAAUGAAAAAUUGAACCAUGUACCAGAUCUGCCAGACAGUCCUUUAGCUCAGUUCUUUAAACGACUACUUUUGAAAAAAGAACCGAAGAGAAAGGAAGCAGCCAAAAAUCAACCUAAAGCAGCUGAACCACAAGGAAAUGACCCUGAAGGGGACUAUAACAAAGUCGUCAGUCUGCCUCCACAGGAAAUCUGCAUUGGUUCUGGAGACAUCACUGUUACACAAAUAUCAUGUGGACAGCAUCAUACAGUCGCACUGCUGCAGAAUGGAGAGGUGUUUGUGUUUGGUAAUAAUAACCAUGGUCAGCUUGGACAAGGAGAUACAACCAUUAGAGGGGCACCAGUUAAGGUAGAGCUACCAAUGGGAGCCACACAAGUAGCAGCAGGUGCACAGCAUACAGUUGCUCUUUUGUCUAAUGGUCAGGUCUAUACAUUUGGUAAUCAUAAGUCUGGAGCAUUAGGAAGAAUAGGUCAUGAUGAAGCAGGAGGGGUUAAGAACAAAAAAACUUCAUGGUAUGCAUUACCAGGCCCUAUACCAGGCAUUGGAGCAAGAUAUGGUAGAAGAGCUACAUGGAUUGGAGCAAGUGGUGACCAAACAUUUAUGAGAAUUGAUGAGUCCCUGAUUAAUGCCCAUAUACUAGCUGCUUCCAAGGUGUUUGCCAACCAAACAAGUAUUGGUCUGAUACCAACUGGAGAAGAGAAUAGAGCUGUGAUGAAAUGUCUGAUGAUCAAUAAAGUGGAUGGCAGCUGUAGAAGCUUUGGAGGAAUUGAUCAGAUAGAUCUUUCUAAACAGUCUGUAUGUUUAGAUCCUGUGUAUGAUGUUUUAUGGAGUUAUAGUCCAGAAAACAGGGAAGUAAGCUGUUUUAACAGUUUGGUGACAGAAGCACGACCUUUGACCUCACAAGGUCACCAACAAUGUGGUUUGUUUAAACCAGAAUUAGCUGUUCCUGUGAAAAUGGGUCACAAGGCUACAAGGUCACAUUGUGCAUUGCAUGUUUUAGGUUGUUUAGAUACACUGAAUCUAGCCCAGCAAUUAAACCUAACAGUAAAAGAAGAGGCUAAGGAGAAACUGUCUACAGCUAAAGUUUAUUCCAAAGAGGACUAUGCUGUUGUCAAUAGAUUUGCUAGUCAUGGAGGAGGUUGGGGAUACUCUGGUCAUUCAAUGGAGGCUGUCAGAUUUAUGUGUGAUACUGAUGUCUUGUUGGGAGGGUUUGGUCUCUUCGGAGGACGUGGAGAAUACUAUGGCAGAAUUAAGUUGUUUGAAUUGGGCCCAGAUGGAGGUGACAAUGAGACAGAUGGAGAAAUGCUUGGUGAAUCUGAUGAAGUGGUGUAUGAGUGUGGAGCCAGGGAAAAAUAUGCAAUGAUGUUUGAUGAGCCUAUCCAGAUACAGGCCCAAUGUUGGUAUGUGGCCUGGGCCAGAAUUUCUGGUCCAAGCAGUGACUGUGGAUCUAAUGGUCAACCAGUUAUUUCCACCGACGACCAAGUUGUAUUUAAAUUUAAGAGUUCUAAAAAGUCCAACAAUGGAACAGAUGUGAAUGCAGGACAAAUACCACAAUUAUUAUACAGAUUACCAUCAAGAGAGAAUAGUGGUGUUGUCAGAAAAGUAGAUUAUGUUGAACCAGCUCAUAUUCUGGGUCAGGACUUCUCGUGCUCAGUAACCCCUGAAUGUUUCGAUGCUCUUCUUUCAUUGAUACAGUGGUCAUGGACUACAUUUAAUUCUUCCAUUGUUGAAGCAGAUGGUAUAAAGGGAGAUAACUAUAAUGCUGCUUUGUCAGAUAUCAGACAAUUAGUCUACGUCAACAAAGCGUGUCUACGAUUGGUCAGGACCUAUGUAGGACAAAUCUACCCUGAUGGAACAACAUCACAUAGAACAGUGACAGAAUCUGAGAAGCUAGCAGAAUGUAUUGGCAAAACUCAAGACUUACUUAGGACAAUUUUAGCGGAGGAAGUUCAACCUUCAACGAAGGUCAGAGUGUACCUAUCAGAGCCAGGCAGCCAUUCAUUGUUCCAUCAGUUAGAGGAAGAAGUUCUUAAUGAAUGUCACAUCACUUUCAGGGCCUGUUUUCAUGCGUUUUAUCCCACAGGAAAUUUGAAGUGGUUAUGUUUGUGUGAUCUUCUUGGAAUGUUAGACCCUGGGCACUUCAAAUAUAUGGAAAUGCUGAACAUAAACGGUUAUGGAAGAUUGCUUGCUGCAGUAAUGGAGGCCAUGUGCCACCCAACCAUCCGACUUACCAACAUCAUGCCAAUCAACAGUGAACCUAAGACCGAAGAGAUCCUUAGACGGCAGUCGGUUGUCAUGGAUGACAAUACAAACAGUAUGGCGAGACUCAAUGAUCAACAUAGAUUUCCUUUACUGGUGUCACACAUGACAUAUAGAAUGGAGAUGGCUGGAUUAGGUGGGAAUCAGGUAUCAUUUCGUGAAGUGUUAGAUAAAUUAUUGACAGUUAUAACGUUGCCUGUGAGACAAGAGCUAGACAGGGAUAAACCCUCAUAUCCUUCAGUAUUGGUGGAUAAUACAUGUGCUUUACUGUCUACUAUCAUCAGUGAACUGUCAGCUACUUCCAUUGGUUUAGAGAUGGAUUUGUCAAGUACAUCCACACCACUACUAGUAACACCAAACCGUUUUACAAGAACCAGUCAGAGUGCUAGUUGGAACACAGGGAAUGGUAGUCCUGAUGCUAUAGCUUUCUCUGUUGACAAGUCUGGGAUUGUUAUUGCUGGAGUUUGUAUCUAUGGUGGAGCUGGACAGUAUCAGUAUGAACUGGAACUUUUGGAUGAUAUAUCUGGAGGACAGAGUGAGACUUCUCCAGCGCAGAGAUGGAAUAGUUUAGAGUUAGUCAAAGGUUGUUAUGGUCCAGAGGACUGUGUCAAUGAUAUAGCUGAAAUCAAGUUUGAUAGACCUGUAUCUAUUAAGGAAGGAUUAAAGUAUACACUGAGGUUGAAAAAUCAUGGUCCAAAAACAUUGAAUGGUGAUGGAGGUAUGAACAAGGUCAAAUGUCCAGAUGGUACGAUCUUCACCUUCUCAGCAUGUUCUUUGAGCAGUAAUGGUACUAACCACAUGAGGGGACAAAUACCACAAAUUUUGUACUACAGUGCCCCACAAGAUGGUGAAAAUCAACAACAAAGCAACAAGACCUUAGCAGAACUACAAGCUAGGAAGAAUGCCAUAGAUAUUGUAGGAGCUAUAUGUAGGAUGGCUACAGAUAUGUUACACAGAGCAAAUAGUUUGCCACCAGAAAUUGUUACCAGGAUUCUUGGCAAUUCACAUCUUUUCUCGUCCCUGAUACCAAUGAUUCUGGCACACAUAGGACCCGUCGCUUCACAGGACCCUAGGGGAUCAGUGCAAGUCCUUGGAAUGAUUCAGGAAAUAUUACCAGCUGUAGCUUCACUGAACAACCACAUAUCUCCACCCCCAGAACUCGAUGAACCUGGCACAGAAAUUAAUGGUGGAACAACAUCACAACAUUAUGCUAUUGUUGAGAGUGAACACCCAUACAAACCGGCAACAGUGUCACAUUAUAAGGUGACCUUCCCUGAACAAGUAAAAUGGAUGGCAGUAGAGUUUGAUCCUGGCUGUGGAACAGCACAGACUGAGGAUGUCUUACAGCUGUUGAUUCCUACCAGACUUGGACCAGAAGAGAUUGCCUCACCACCUGCAAAUAGAAAUGAAGAAACUAAAACAAAUAGGAAAUACUGCUCUGUAUUUAAAAAGUUUUCUGGAGCUGACAAUUGGCCUAAACAGGCACUUAUUCUACCAGGUAACAAAGUAGUGUUUUCACUUGAGACAGCAUCAGACUAUGUUAAGGAUGAGAAAGCUUGUUUCUUUGGAUUUAAAUGUGUUGUUGUUGGUUAUGAAUGGAAAACAAGACCAGAAGAGACAAUUUCCCAGUUAGAAAGAGAACUUUCUUAUCUUGGUGGAAUGUGUGCUGGAUCUUUGAUCAAGAAAGACAUCUCAUUACCUCCAGUAACAGUUGAGGAAUUAGAAGAAGACAUGGAAUACAUAGAAGAAGGUUCAUUGAUGGUAUUCAAUGAACAUUCAAAGCUGUUAGGUAAAGGAUUUGCCUUGUCACACCCUCCAUCAAUCAUGCAGGCACUAGAAGGAAAUCUACCGUUCUGUUGGCAGUCCAAUGAAAGAUCUUUCCUGAAGGAUUUUAUUGCCUGUAAUCCAGGAACCAGUGGUGGGCGAAUAGCCAGAUGGCUACAACCAGACUCGUACCUAGACCCAAGCCAGUGUGAGCUGGUAUAUAAUAAGGAAGACCUAAGAUGUAGCUGGCCUGCUCUUCUCACAGUAAACACCAAAGACCAGUAUGGGAAUCUUGUGCAAGUCAGUAAUCUAAAGGUUGAGGUCAAAGCUAUUCCUGUUGAUCAAGGAAUUAUGGGAGAUGACAAUAAAAAGAUGAGACGUUUGAGUCGUCCUGACAACAGUAAUAUGACCUUUGGAGGUCAUCCUCCUCCUUGUUUAGAUGUGCCCUAUGAACCUACAAUUAAGGAUAAAAAGGAUAUCUUUCAUGCUAUCUGUAUGAUGAAGCCAUAUGAAAACUAUUCCUUUGAAGAACUAAGGGUGGCAGCCCCAGCUGUGCCACGUCCAAGUGAGAACAUGUUAGUUAGAAGUAAUAAUGAUGGAACUUAUUUAGUAAACUGGACUCCAGGAAGUGUAGGACUUUACAGUAUACAUGUCACUAUUGAUGGGUUUGAUACAGGUGAAGUGUACAAAGUAGAUGUAAAAGAUCCACCACAGGGCAUUACCCCUCCAAGUCAGACUGAGAAAAAACCACAUCACACUAAUAAAUUGAGAAAGUUUGUACAGAAGUAUAGUUCUGGGUUGAGAGCUAGAACUAACCCAUCACUGCAAAGUGAACAGAUAGGAGUUAUUCCCCCUGAAGGAAUAAUUGCAUUUGUUGAUGAGAUCCACAAUGACGAUGGUGUAUGGUUGAGACUUAGCCAGGAAUCCAUCAGAGAGCACUGUACCAAUGGUCACAUUGAAGGCUGGGUUCUACAGUAUAACCAACACCUAGGCAAAACUCUACUGGUACCAGUGGAGGAACCUAAGUCCAUAGCAAAAGAAAUCAUCAAAGAAACUAUAAGGAGAAAUCUAAAAGCUGAGGCUACUAAACAUAGGAGAGGUCCUGGUGUCUAUCAAGUUAUAAAAUGUGGCUCCUUUGGACACAACAUUCGAUGUGGAGCAGGUCUGAAAUCGACACCAGUUGGAAUGUUUACGCUUGAAGAUAAAGUUUUAGCCAUUGCAGAUAAAACUAAUCAAGAUGGUUAUUGGAUAAAGCUUGAUCCUGAGAGUGCCGAGAGUUUCUGUCAGACAAAGAAAGGAGAAUUCUGGACAUUGGUUCAGGGCAAAGAAGGGAUAGUGUAUCUCCAGCAUGAAAGUGAUGUUAAGGAAGGCAUCACCCCUGUAGAGAAUGAACCCUUCUCCUUCAGUUCUCCUCCUAAUGGGGCCUCAGGAGGGUUUAAUUUUGGAGCCUCAACUCAGAUUCCAUCUGUUAACUCUGUAUUUGGCUCUUUGAUAGGUCCAGCGCCAUCUGGGGGAUUUGGAAGAAGUGCCAGUCUACCAACAAAUGUCUUUUCCUUUGGAUUCCAAGGGAGUACUCCAUCCCCAGCACCUACAUUUGGACAGAGGCCCAUCAGUGAAGGGUAUGCGGGCAGGGCCAGUUUUGACAGUUCCUUCCAUUCCUCAGAUAUGACACAUACAACAUCACAUCCAUCAUUUGGAUCAGAAUCACCUUUCACUCCUAGCUCUGCCUCGUUUGCCAAGAUGGACACUUCAGUACGAUCAAAGUCGCCAAUGUCAACAACAAGGUCACCUGUAUCAGGGUCCCCUAAGUCUUCCAGGCGUGACCCAGGAAUACCACCAGAGUUACAGGGUGUGUCAGUGAAAGAUUUAGUCAAGGCAUUAGUAUGUAGCUGCAAGGAUAUAAUGAAACUAAGUCACCUAGUUGGUGAGAGUAGAGCCAAUGGAAAUGGUCCAACACCAGUACCAUCCCCUCCUGGGACCCCUAAAAAAUCAGGAUCCAGAAGUUCUAGUCCUCACCUGGCCCCAGAUGUUGCAGGUUCUCCAAGAACAGGCUCCCCUAUAAGGAGUCUCAGUCCAAAACAUUCGAAAUCAGAUUCUCCAAGAACAGGCUCCCCCAUAAGGAGCCUUAGUCCAAAACUUUCCAAAUCAGAUUCUAAAACUGUGGUGUCUGAGUCUUCAUCACAAGCUUCACUGAAGGAAGAACUUUUCACAACACCACCAGAUAGUCCUAUACCUAUACGGAAAAAAAAUUUAAAAAAAGAACCAUCGUUUGAUCGCUUCUCCCAGUCACCUCCUGGCUCUCCUGUAAUGAAGGGGAGAUUGUCGGAUGCUUCAAAAGAUGGGAGGUCAUCACCUUUGAGAGAGAGUUUACUGAGUAACAGUCAUGCAACAGUACCAACUAGGAGAGACAGUUUUGGAAGUCCUCCAACACUCCCUGGGAGAAAGGACAGUAUUGGAAGUCCUGUGCCUCAGAGGAGGGAAAGUUUUGGAAGUCCUAGGCACACUUCUCCUGUUAGAACUAUUAGUCCACAGAGAGGAAGUCCUAGGAGAGGGAGCAGUCCUUUACUACAUCACAACUCCCCUAGAUCAUCACCUGUACUAGGAUCAGACCAGACUGCUGCUGAUAAAUACUUCAACAUAGGAUCUGGUUCAGCUAAAGAUGAGUCACCAAGGAUGUCUCCUAAACCAGGGCGUAAAGAUAGAAGACAACUACGGUCAAAACGUGACAGACCAAAUUCACCUUCUAUUCAAGAUAUAGCUCCUGUGGCCAGAAAUAGGUCUUCCUCCACUUCAACCAUCCUUGAAAAACCCAAAGAGCCAGUGAAAGAGGCCUUAUCCCCAUCUGUAGCAGAAUGUUUGAGAGCUGUGUUUGCUGCCUUCCUUUGGCAUGAAGGUAUUGUCCAUGAUGCUAUGGCCUGUGCCUCCUUUUUGAAAUUUCAUCCAGAUUUGAAAAAGGAAAUGUCCAAAUUUGCCAGUAAGAAGAAACAGGAGAAAAAUAUUCGAGUCAGGCAUGCUACCGAUUCAAGCAAAGAACUUAAUAAAACGAGGGAAAAUAUUAACAUAAAUGAAGCAAGGGUUCGAUUUAAUUUAGAACCCCAGUUUUUAAGAAGUGAUUCUGAGAAGUCAGAUAAGUCUGACAAAUCGGACAAAAGUGACAAGUCUGACUCCCCUGUAUUGGCCAAAGAAUUGAAGUAUAACAAGAAACCUGUAGAAAGACAUAAGUCAGAAGGUAGUGUCAGCCAUUUUGGACAAGAUGACCUUGACAAAGACAAAGAUAAGUCAUCUGCUCUUCCUCUUACUUUACAACACUUGGUGUAUUUCUGGGAAGAAUUGUCAUGUGGAAUAUUACGAGUAAUUUUACAAGAUUUGGUGUACCCAAGUGCUGCUGUGACAUUGAAAGCAAAGAAAGGGGAAAAGAAAGACAAAGAGAAAGAGAAGGAAAAGAAGAAUAAGAAAAAGAAAGAGCACAAACAGGUAAUGAGAGGAAAUGCUAUUGGAGAAGCUAUGGUUGGAAUCUUUGGAGGAGGAGGAGGAGGGGGUGCUGCAUAUAAGGGUGACACCUGGUGUGAAUUAUGUGGGGGAACUUUUCCACAUCCUGUGACAUACCACAUGCGACAGGCCCACCCUGGUUGUGGCAGACAUGCAGGAGGCAAGGGAUACAACAGUAGUGGAAACUUUUGUGGUGGAUGGGCUGGCAACUGUGGGGAAGGGGGUUAUGGCGGAAGUGGAUGGUAUUUGAUUUGUGAAACAUGUAGAGACAAAUAUCUGAAGGAUAAAAAACAACAACAGAAAGAGAAAGACAAAGCUAAGAAAUUAAAGAAGAAAAAUGCUCAGUCUAGAGCUCAAGCAAUUCUGAGCCCUCAGGAUCCUCAUGUUGUGUUGAAAGCUAAUGCCAUGUUUUUAUUAGACCUAGCCAGUGCUUCAGGUUUCACAUUGCCAGUCCAAUCACAUAAAAAGCAUAAUAACCAACAUAACUCAGAUUUAUUGCUUCCUAGUGUGUAUGAAGAGUACGGACAAGAGCUUAAUCCAUUUCCACCGGUUCCCUUCACAUUUCUUGUACGACAAGGAGCUCAGAAUUCUGACUCUGCUUUCGCUGACGAUUUCUACAUUGAUGCUGAUGAGAGAGUAUUUGUUAGAUCUGGAUCUAUGAGUAUAGCAACUAGAAAUGUGUCAUUCACCAGACCUAGGCUGCCGACAGAACCUAGACACAGUCCAUUAGCUAGGUCAGGUUCACUAGGACAGGACAUGAGACCAGCACUGUCACAUAUAUCACCUCCUAGUCCUAAGGACUUUAAUGUGGAAAACAACAGCAAUGCUUCUGACAACAAACUGACACCCAGGAGUGCAGGUACCAGUCCAGAAUCUGAACAGGAUCAAAUUCCUAAGAAGACAGCCUUCCAAAGAAGUAUAUCAGAAUAUGUAUCUGAUAAUGAUGACAAUAACGAUAGGAAUAAGUUUUCUGGUCGACGGAGAAAUAACAGUGGAGGUGUCACAGAUGGAGGGAUGUCCCUGUUAAAACAUCCAUCAGCUGCCAUGUCUGCACUUAUAAAGUCUGUAGACAAGGGUGGUUCAGAAAAUGAUGGGGACAGAACAUUACAGAGACCUGUGAUGUCAUUCAUAGUCCAGAGACAUGAUCUGGAUGGGUUACAACUAGCCAUGAGACAAGCACUGAGGAAGGCAGCUUGUAGAGUAUUUGGCAUGCAGGCAUUGAACUGGUUACUGAGAAGUGUGACACAGAUUGUAUGUUUACAUGAUUUGAUGUGGUUUUUCGUGGCCUCACUAACACCUCCCUCUGAGGAAGAAGAGGAGGAGGAGGAAGAACCAGAGAAAGGGAAAGAGAAAGAGAAAAAGAAGAAAGAAGUGAAAAAAGAUCAAGAGGAUGCACCAGUUUGUGAACAUCCAUUACAAGAUGUGACUGUAGCAGGGCAGGCAGUUGAACCAUUGUUAGAAGUGUUCCAUACAUUACUGCAGACGACAGCUGAUGUCAUGAUGCAGUUACCAUGGGGAUCACCUAUACAGCAAAUGGCAGUCCAUUGUUUCUGUUUAAAUUUCCGACCGUCAGAUCAUCAGUUCCUCCAUGAAAGCCAUGUUUUCAGUAACAUCAGUAGAAUACUCAGUAAAUCUGAGGAGGAGAGUGAAGAAACUGCUGACUCACCACAGAUUACUAAGAGUAGAAUUCAGUCUUGGGUGGCUACUUACUCUAUAUGUAACCUGAAAGAUUUGACACCAUCAGCAGAUAUAAAGGUUUCUAGUAGACAGGCAAUGAUAUCCAGUCUCACAGAUAACUCAACAGAAACAUUCUGGGAGAGUGGAGAUGAGGACAGGAACAAAACUAAAUCAGUAACCAUCACAUGUUUUAUGAAGGCCUUCCCUAAGGUGGUUUACAUUCACAUAGACAAUACCAGAGAUUUAGCAAAUAAAGUUGCAUCAAUAACAAUUAAUGCAGGGCCUAGUGCAGAUGAUUUAACAAAACUAGAACAGGUUGAUGUGGACACAAGAUUUACAGGGUGGCUCAGUUGCCACAUACCAGAACCCAAAUGUAGAUGUGUCCACCUUGAAUUGAAGGGUCCAGACCAUAAUCUGAGGGUCAGGCAGGUGAAGGUCCUUGGUGAGAUGGAAGGGGAGAAUAUUCACCUCUCUGUCAAGAAGAGUGCACUUGAUUUACAGCAGGAGAACUGUGAGACUGAGACACUUAGGGUCUUCAGGAUGCUGACAUCACAGGUAUUUGGUAAACUAAUAGUGGACAAAGAAGCUGACAGUGAGGAGAGGAAGAAAUCAUUAGAACCUGCAGACAGUAUGGAUGGUGACCAUGAUCUCAAGGAACAUAUGGUGGGAAUACUGUUCAGUAGAAGUAAACUAUCACACCUACAGAAACAGGUUUGCUCACACAUAGUACAAGGAAUAAGAAAAGAAACUUCCAAGAUAAGAGAAGAAUGGGAGAGUUCACUGACUGGUAAAUCUCCUACACUUUCUGAAAACAGUGACCAGGAUGCCUAUUGUUUUGAGCUACUGUCCAUGGUAUUAGCUUUAAGUGGUUCAGGGGUAGGAAGGACUUAUCUUGCACAACAGUAUCCCCUGUUACAGGACCUGUUUAGUUUGUUACACACUGGAACUCCUAGGAUACAAAGACAAGUUAUAUCAGUCUUGCGUAGAGUCUUGCCAGAGGCCAAACCACAGACCUUAGCCAGUAUUCUGUCUGUCCCUAACCUUCCUCCAUCAGAGUAUAGUAUUGUUAGUCUGGCCAGUAGAGAAGAUGAGAACGAGGUCUAUGAUGUCAACAAACCAGGAAUAUUGGAUGUGUUACUGGCUUGUAUUGGUAAAGCUUUGACUGUUCAAACCAAAAUCAAAGCCAGUGGUCCACAAAAAGGGGUGACUAGUAUGACCUUGUCUGAAUGUCAACUAGAUAGUAAAUCUGCAAGUUCUACUGGAUCAAGAUGGUGGAUGAGAGGGAAGAUGGAUUCUGCAAUGGCAAAUAAGAUUAUCAGUCUUAUACAGGAUAUGGCUUCUGGUUUAUUGUCAGAAACCUGGGCGACAGUUACCAAGGCAGCAGUUGCUGAAGCUAUAUUAGCACUGACUAAGUUGGAUGAAAGUGUUAGAGCUCCUCAGACCUGUGUUAAAACACCUACUAUGUGGUUGUCCUUGUCAUCUCUUUGUGUACUGGACCAAGACCAUGUAGAACGUUUGACCUCUGGUCAGUGGGUCAGUAGCCCUAAUGGUCAACAUGGACAGCCUAGGCCAACCUGUGACAAUCAUGAUGAUGGAGAAACACAAGCCAUAAUACUCUGUACAGAAUGUGGUAACUUGUGUGCUGAUUGUGAUAGAUAUUUACAUUUACCCAGGAAAAACAGAAAUCAUCAGAGACAGGUAUUUAAGGAAGAAGAAGAAGCCAUUAAAGUUGACCUCCAUGAAGGAUGUGGUCGGACUAAGUUAUUCUGGUUGAUGGCUUUAGCUGAUUCCAGAACACUCAAAGCUAUGGUGGAAUUCAGAGAGGGUAAACAAGCAACAGCCAAAGCAGGUCUUGGUGUGUGUAGAUUCUGUGGCACUACCAGUAAUACAGGUUUACUAGCUAUAGGAAAUGUGUGUGCAGAUCCAGAGUGUCAGGAAUAUGCUAAGACAGCAUGCAUAAAGACAUUGCCAUGUGGUCAUCCAUGUAGAGGUAUUAAAGAUGAGGAUCCAUGCUUACCAUGUUUACAUCGUUGUGGUAAGCAGGAAACUCUCAAACAGGAUGCAGACGACAUGUGCAUGAUCUGCUUCACUGAAGCUCUUGAAGCUGCUCCAGCUAUACAGUUGAAAUGUAACCAUGUUUUCCACUCACACUGUGUCAGAAAUGUAUUAAGUAAGAGAUGGGUUGGACCUAGGAUUACAUUUGGUUUCUCGCUAUGUCCCAUUUGUAAGGCAACAAUUGACCAUCCUGUGUUAAGAGAUUUACUAAAGCCAAUCCAGGAAUUAUUUGAGGAUGUCAGAAGGAAGGCCAUGAUGAGGCUGGAAUAUGAAGGUCUACACAAGGCAGAGGCUAUCACCACACCAGGGGCAAGAUUCUAUCAAGAUCCUGCAGGAUUUGCUAUGGAUAGAUAUGCAUACUAUGUCUGUUAUAAAUGUAACAAAGCAUACUAUGGUGGUGAGGCUAGAUGUGAAGAACAGGCAGGAGCUGUAGAGGAGUACGAUCCACAGGAGUUAGUGUGUGGGGGAUGUUCUGACGUCUCUAGGGCUCAGGUAUGUCCAAAGCAUGGAACAGAUUUCUUGGAAUACAAAUGUCGUUACUGUUGUUCCGUGGCUGUAUUCUUCUGUUUUGGUACAACACAUUUCUGUAAUGCCUGUCAUGACGACUUCCAGCGCAUCACAAAUAUACCUAAACUAGAACUCCCAAGAUGCCCUGCUGGACCUAGAGGUAAACUUAUGGAUGGAGACGAGUGUCCCUUACAUGUUAAACAUCCCCCAACUGGAGAAGAAUUUGCCCUCGGAUGUGGUGUCUGUAGGAAUGCACAUACAUUUUAGUUGUGUGGCAACUGCAUCAGCAUAUACGCAGUAUAUGAUGGCAUAUAUGUGGACAAUACUUAUGUUUUGCAAGAUUUAAAUGAAUUUUGAUAUGCAAGUUGUAUUGUAACUGAAAGAAUUUUUAAUGUUAAGACACACAGUUCUUCUUAUAUAUGUAGAAAUUUCUUGUUUGUUGAAAAUUAUGUAAAAAAAAGUUAUGAUCACAGUAUUAUGAAAUAAGCAUUCAUUAUUGGUGAAAAUUACCAGGAACAUUUUCUCUUUCAAAGGUAAAAUCAAAGUGUAGUUUAUAAAAGGUUAUUUUUAUGUUUAUUGUUUUGCUUAGUUACUGUUGAAAGACAUUAACCAGCAUUAAUCAUAAAUUUAAAGUAAAUCAAACAAAUAUUUACCUGAAACUGGUAUGAUUAGAAUAUCCAGUUUUAGAAGCAUUUUAAGAAUUAUGAAAAACAUUGAAAUGCUUUCUAAAUUUUGAUUGAUUAUAAGCUCCCUGAUUGUCAAAUAAAAUUCAAAUGGAAGCAGAGGAGCUUUACACUUAUUUUGUAUAGGAAUAUAAGACUUGACCAGUUUGAACCUGUAAAGAAAAAAUACAAUUUCAAACAGGUUCCUGAAAACCAUAUUUUGUUUGUUAAUGAAUGUUUUAAAUGUGUAACUUAGUGCUAUAUUAAUAAUUACUUUGUUUGAUCUGUGAUAUUAAAUAUAAUAUUU